GUCCCAACUCCCAACGCUCCUCUCCAUAGCCAAUCAUCACUCACCCUCUUGGUUUUUAAUUCUCAUAAUAAAACUGGUGGUCAACAACGUGUAUGGAUUCGAAUGGCUCGGACCCUGGGGUGAAGAGAGAGGCAGAGAGGGAGAGGGAGAGGGAGAGGGAGAGAGAGAGGGAGAGGGAGAGAAUGAUGGAAUAUGAGAGAUGAAGAAGAGGAAGAGUUGGGUAUGCUUCCAUGGCCUGUCAUUUUGCCUAUUCCUUUUCAUCGUCAUCAUCAUCAUCGUUUUCGUUUCUACAUAGAAAUUUCUGCGUAAACCCCAACAAAUUCAAGUCACCGAACAGAUCCACUGUUCUGUUUUCUCCUGCUGGCGCCCAUUGUGGAGCUCCCUCCAGCUCCCUCGUCUUUGAGGCUGCUUGGCUUUUUGGUCCUCCUGCAAACUUCGAAGCUUCAAAACUGGAAGUGAUUUUCAAGGGAGAAGAGAUGAAUAUGUACUCCAGAAUCACUCCAAGAACUUACACCCUCUCCCAUUGUGACAGAACGGCUAAACUUACCUUGUCUGUCUCCUCUAUCAUUAACCUUGAUCAGUUAAAAGGGUGGUAUAACAAGGAUGAUGUGGUUGCUGAGUGGAAGAAAGUGAUGGGGGAGAUGUGUCUGCAUAUCCACUGCUACGUGAGUGGUUCGAAUCUCCUCCAAGAUCUGGCUGCUGAGUUUCGAUACCACAUAUUCUGCAAGGAGUUGCCUUUGGUACUCAAAGCUGUUCUUCAUGGAGACUCCAUGCUUUUCAGAGAGUACCCAGAACUUAUGAAUGCUUCAGUUCGAGUUUAUUUCCAUUCAAGUUCACAUAGUUACAACCGUGUGGAGCGUUGGGGACCUCUGAAAGAGGCUGCGCAGGGAAAUAAAGGGGAACAAGUCCGAGGGUUUUUAAAUGCAAGUGAGAAUGGUUCCCAACCUCCUAUAAAGUGGGGAAGCUCAAAAUCCAUUUUACAAGUACUGAUGGCAUUUCUACUCUGAGUUGCUUUCCAUAAGCAACAUUCACUGAGAAGGCAAUCGCAUUCUUUGGGAUGCCACUGCUGCAGGACAUUUCACUUUCCACACUAAAAAAACAUUACCAGUUUGGAAGACUAAAGAGAAAAUCAGAAGGUCUAGUUGCAGUUGGACGAGCAUCCCUUGACAAGUUGUUUCAUUCUUUUACAUUUAACCCAUUUAAUCAAAUGGAAAAAUAACUUAAGACUAUUUGUUCACUUUCUCAAUGAGUUCAUUGAUGCUUUUUGCAUCAUCUAAAUGAUAUCACCUAAAAAUUGCAAAUAUAUGUUACAAACCAGCAG
This is a messenger RNA of Malania oleifera, 1321 nucleotides long. Its product is annotated as magnesium dechelatase SGRL, chloroplastic. The transcript is spliced from 5 exons. Bases 231 to 1007 code for a protein of 258 amino acids. The record is from RefSeq and is a predicted model, not a curated record. Lineage: Eukaryota; Viridiplantae; Streptophyta; Magnoliopsida; Santalales; Ximeniaceae.